GAGACUUUUCUUGCGCUCCUCACUUUUUCAGAAUGCCUAGCUAAGUCAAGCUAAGCCCAGCCUCCCUUUCCUCCGCAGGGGGAGCCGUCAUUUGGAGACUGGUUAAUGUUUGUAGGCAGAGUCGUGUGAGUUUAGUUUGACUUGAGGAUGUAAAGCCGAGCGCUGAAGUGUUGUUAAUCACUGGGGAUAAUUCCGAGUGACAAGUCGAUGUGUUGGGAAAACAGCUAGCGAAAAAAAAAUCAACAACAAAACAACGAAGGGGCAGGGCAGCUACACAGGCGCCGAGCUGGGCUUUCUGCCUGCCAUGUAUUCAUUUUCAGGCCCAACAAGCCUCCCUGAGUUUGACCUGGGACCCCCCAGCACGUCUGGACACCUGCAGAGAGCAACGAGGUCCAACAGCUGGGAGACUAGAUGCCUCAGGAAGCAUCGGAGGAGAAGUGAUGAUGAGGGAUGUAGUGCAAAGAGGAGGAGGUUAAUGUUUGAGGCAGAACUGGACAUUUCAGAGAACUCAAACACCAGCAAUCAGCACGACUGGCCUGCAGCAAACAGCUUCUCUCAUCCGUCUACACAGCAAACCAGCCCUGCUCUUCCACAGCCCGGUCCAGAACCUCAGAACGUCACUCUGUCUCAGCCCUCCACUUUGCCGCGGUCCGACUCUGCCGAGGCCCGACCUGAGACGGAGAAUUCCUGCAUGGAGGUAGAGGCUGCUCAGAGGAGACUUCGGGAGAUAGAAGACAGAAUAACACUGGAGGAUGACGAUGAGGAUGAAGACCUGGAUGUAGAGCCAGCCCCCAGACGGCCGAUGCUGGUGAUCUCCGACAGUCUGAAGGAGGGUCUGCAGCGCGGCAUCAGCGACAUCCUGCCGCACACUGUCGCCCAGUCUGUGAGCCAUUCCUGCAUGGAGUUGGUGUUGUGGCGGCCCCUCGAUGAUCCCUUUUGUCGAAAGCGAAAAGUCUCGUUACCAAAGCCGCGUAAACAACAGACAGUGACUCUGCAAACGCCAUGUCCGUCUCCCACCCCUCACUGCUCCCUGGGACCCUCCAGUCCACCCGCAGACACACACUCUCCUGUGUACAGCUUUCCUGUGGUCCACUCUGGAGAGGAGGAUAUGGAAAUGUAAACGUGCUCAGAGACUUGAAAAGACUAGAAGAAGACUCGGAAACACUUGAAGUUAGUCAGUUUGGCAUGUUGGUUUUUCAUAAACAUCGUUUGCUGUUUUGAAGGUGUUUGUAACAAAGAUUUAGCUUUACAGUCCCUCGGUUCGGUGUCUUGAGUUGAAUACAUGCAACUAUACCAAUAGCCAAUUUUAUAUACUUACAUCUCCAAGGUGACCAUAAUGAGGUGAAGUUCCUGUAACGUUCGGCAUUAAGCGUUGCCCUUACAAAUGAGGUAGUUUGUACAUAGUUUUGUAAAAGCCUGGCCAACAAACAGACUGAUGUGUUGUAAAUAUCGUUUGGUUAAACAUCAGGGUAAAGAAAAUUAAAUUUUGUACAGUUGUUAUGUUCGGCUUCGGAGCGCCAUUAACACAAAAACUUUGCCUCUCAGUGUUUAAAUAUGCUGGCAGUGUGACUUCCUGCUUGCAGUUGUACUUGAUGUGUUAGAAAAUCUUCCUGUAAAGCUUAGCAAGUACAUCAUCUGUGAGCCUUGAGGAAUUUGCCAAGAAGUCAAUGAAAAGCACCUUUUUUGUGAUUUGAUUGUAUUUUAAUAUUUACAUCGCCAGAAUGGGAAACUAGCCAUAGUGUUAUUACUUUUUUGGUUUUUAAUAAACUCUUACAUUGUCCCUGGAGGUUUGAGUUUAGCUAGAAUAAUCGUUUUGUUGAGCGAAGCUUGUCUUUUAAUCAUUACAUUCAGUACAUGAGAAAGAGCAAAGGUCCAAGGAUUGACCCCUGUGGAACACCACAAAUGAUAAACAUACAUUAGUGUAGAAAACAUCCAGAUGAGUCUUAGUUUAGUUACAGUUUUUAUUUGACACAAACAAUGAUUAACUGUCCUAUUUAAUUUUAAGGUUGAUUAAAGACAAUCAAUUGCCUUGA
Labrus bergylta (ballan wrasse) is the source of this 2033-nucleotide messenger RNA. RefSeq names its product coiled-coil domain containing 117 (gene ccdc117). NCBI's taxonomy places the organism in Eukaryota, Metazoa, Chordata, Actinopteri, Labriformes, Labridae. The record is from RefSeq and is a predicted model, not a curated record.